Helobdella robusta is the source of this 303-nucleotide messenger RNA. RefSeq lists its product as hypothetical. NCBI's taxonomy places the organism in Eukaryota, Metazoa, Annelida, Clitellata, Rhynchobdellida, Glossiphoniidae. The record is from RefSeq and is a predicted model, not a curated record. Bases 1 to 303 code for a protein of 100 amino acids. The transcript is spliced from 2 exons.
AUGGGACAGUGCAACACCAGGACAGGUUCUACAACAUCUGGUAAUGGAGUUUCUUCCAACUGCUUGCUAUCAUAUGGUUUUGCUAUUGUUGAAAUUGUUGUUUUUGUUAGUGUUGUCGAUGUCGUUGCUGUUGUUGCAGAUAGUGUAGUCGAAGUUGAACGUGGCAAGUCAGAGUAUGGACCUGCCAACUCAAAUAAGUGUCACCAGCAGAAGCUAAACUUGAUUAAGCCACAAGGCUUCAUCUUUUUAAAGAAUGCAAAGAAUCAUAUUACUGUCAUGUUGGAAAAAGACAUCCUAAAAUAA